This is a messenger RNA of Oryzias latipes (Japanese medaka), 2544 nucleotides long. It is a transcript of the gene cxcr3.1, whose product is annotated as chemokine (C-X-C motif) receptor 3, tandem duplicate 1. Gene Ontology annotation, cellular component: external side of plasma membrane; membrane. NCBI's taxonomy places the organism in Eukaryota, Metazoa, Chordata, Actinopteri, Beloniformes, Adrianichthyidae. The record is from RefSeq and is a predicted model, not a curated record. Gene Ontology annotation, molecular function: C-C chemokine binding; C-C chemokine receptor activity; C-X-C chemokine receptor activity. Gene Ontology annotation, biological process: cell chemotaxis; regulation of leukocyte migration; calcium-mediated signaling.
AUGUGACAUGACAAAUGUCACAGCAGCACACAUUAGUUGAAGAUCACUUGACGAGUUUCUUUGUGUUGUGGCGCCCUACCCUCCUGCUUUCAUCUGAACCACUGGGUUAUAGAGAUCAUUAGUAACCUGAAGCUCUGUGACUUUCAAUUCAGACAAACUCCAGCAAGCUGGACAUCAUGGAAGAUGGUAAUGAUUCUUCAGAGGGAGAUUAUUGGUGGCAAGACGCCUUCAAAGAAUACACUUCGGAGUACCCGUGGGAAAACUAUUCCCAUUACCAAGACAACUGUUGUGAGGGGGGUGACAUUUGUGACCUGAAUGAAGUUUGGAAAUUUGAAGCGCUGUUCAUGCCCAUUGUUUGCUCGCUGACAUUUGCUGUGGGAAUCCCGGGAAAUGGUCUCCUGGUUAGCAUUCUCUUCGGGAGAAAGAGGACUUGGAGUGUGGCAGACAUCUUCAUCCUUCACCUGGGUAUUGCAGAUUUCCUGCUGAUGAUGACCCUGCCCCUCUGGGCUGCCCAGUAUGCUGAUGAAUGGAAAUUUGGUCUUCUAACCUGCAAAAUGGCUGGAAGUCUUUAUACGGUCAACUUCUACAGUGGGAUCUUUCUCUUGGCCUGCAUUAGUCUGGACCGCUACUUCUCAGUUGUCCAUGCUACCCAGAUGUACUCUCGCAGAAAGCCCUGGGUUGUUCAUGUCAGCUGUUUGGUGGUGUGGCUUUUCUCUUUGCUUCUCUCCAUUCCUGAUUGGAUCUUUUUGGAUGUUGUGCAAGAUAGACUGGAAAGACAACAGUGUUUUCGUAACUAUAGUCUUCAAGACAUGGAUGACUGGAUUGUGACAUCUCGAUCAAUCUUUCACACAGUAGGUUUUUUGAUUCCCUCAGUUGUCCUGAUCUUCUGCUACGCCAGCAUCUUCCACAGGCUGCGCUCUGGGAACCAAAAUCUCCAAAAGCAGAGAGCUUGUAAAGUCAUAAUGGCUGUUGUGGCGGUUUUCUUUGUCUGCUGGACCCCCUUUAACAUCAGCCUGUUUGUUGAAACAAUUCAUCGCAGAAAUCAAAAUAACACCUGUCAAAGUAAUGCAGCACUGAGUAAAGCACUCAAAGUGACCCAGUCUUUUGGAUACAUCCAUUGCAGCCUCAAUCCCAUCCUGUACGCCUUCUUGGGGGUGAAGUUUCGUCGCCAGCUGCAGGACAUCUUUAGAUCUCUGGGCUGCAAGGUGAAGAUGCGCACAAAACUCCACUCUAUCAGCAGCAGGAGAACUACCAUGUGGUCUGAGUCAGCAGACACUUCCAACUCCAUUGCAAUCUAAGAAAGACAGAGACUUCAGCAAAUCAAGCUUCAAACUGACAGGAAGGCAGAGACAGCACAUGCACUUCCUUCACAUACAUUUCCUUUUGCAGUGAGCAUUUCAGUUAUAGAGCAAACCUGCAACAACUGGAUAAAAUAUCUAUUGUGAAAGGAUGAUAGAUUUAAAACAACUUUGGUUCCAGCAGGAGGAUGUUUUUUAAUCUGCACGCAAUGUUCUCAGUUUGCAUUCUUGUGCGUGAAGUUAAUAGGUAUUAAAAGUGAAUAUUUGCUUGUAUACUGAACUUUGUGCAGUUUUACAUCUGUUUAAGCUCUUUAGUACUACUCUUUUGCUUUCUAGCACAAAUGUACAUAAAGUUGCUAAAAUAUUUUUGUUUUUUAACUUGUAAACUGUGUAGAAGGCGUUUGUGGCUUUGGCAGCUUUACUGAAUAACUGACAUCCUGUUCUAUGUGAAACUGUGCAUUUCUGAGAUCCGUGGGAGCAAAACGAAUUAACUUUUAGCAAAAAUUGAAAAAAUAAUAACUGAUUUAUGUGGUGGCGUUUAAACCAUAAAACCGUUCCUUGGCAGUUACCUUGAAGAAUUUCUUCAAGAAGCCUUGUAAACAAAAAAAAGCAUAUGACAGCUUUUCCUUUGUGUAUGUGAUUGGUAUUAAGGAUGUAUUGCUAAAUAAGGUUUUCAAAUAUGUAUUCCAACAUCUUGAUUAUUUCCAGACAAUAGCAAGGAUAUCAAAGGUGUAUGUGCACAGAUUUGUCUUUACAGUUAUGAUUAUAAUCAUUGUUCUCCUUGAAUGUUUUACAUGAUCAUUUUAUCUUGGUGCAUUAUUAUUUUAGUGUGAAACAAGACCUCAAAUGUCAACAUUUGUAUUAAGUUGGUUCAAAAACUAUUGAUAUAUGCUUUCAAACUGUUAAAAGACAGAAAUAUAGAAUGAUGUGGUCACUUCUUGUUAAAUAUGAAAUAUACAUAGUACAACAUUUAAAAGAUAAAAAUUGUUAAGAAAUGUGAUGUGAGAUUAACUAAUUUUUGUAGGAAGAUGAGAAUUUUAAUAAGCUGUUUUUUUUAUCUAAACACUGUGACUGAUGGAUUUUAUACAUGAUUUAUUUUUAAAACCUCCUCUCAAGUUUCCCUGUGAACAUGAAACAGACACAACCAGUUUGGAAAAUGGAUGGAUGGGUUUGAAAUUUCCUUUAAUAUGUUGUUUCCUUUUAACAUUUGUGAAUAUAAAUGAAUAAAAAAAAGAAUUUGUUUGAA